GAGGAAGAGGAGGAAAAAAGGAGAAGGGGUGAAAGAGGAAAAGGAAAUCUCUCGGGGAAGGUGGAAUUUCCUUGUUCGAAUUGAAAAUACGGAAGGGGAAGAAGAAGCACUGAGAUUAGAACGGAAAAGGAAGGAGGAAGGAAGGAGAGUAAAGAAAAUAAGGAUGACGUGGUCGUCGCGGGCUGUUUGAUCGUCAGGUCGUGUUUAAGACGGAAGCCCGCGAGUGACGCUUCCUCGUUGUCAGGAGCCGUGACCUUGGGAGCAAGAUGGUCACGAGACCGCUCCUGAUACUCUCGUUGCUCCUCCUCGGUGCCUUCGACGCGCCUGGCAUCGAGAGAGCUCGCGUCAAAUAUUUCGCAAUGGCCGGUACUGCAUGCAAUGCCUGUAGGAUGCACGAAGAAAUCAGGGCUCUCAGUCUCGAAGCUAUCAAAGAGCAAAUACUUAAUAAGCUCGGACUGAAACAGGCGCCUAAUAUGACUGGUAGGGCCUUCCCGAGAAUCCCGCCUAUUUCGAAACUUAUGGACAUGUACGGAAUGCAGGCCGAUCAACCUCAAUCGGUAGAACCUGGUAUCACUUAUCACGAGGAAAUUGACGAAUACGCCGCUAAGACCGAGAGCAUUUUUGCCUUGGCACAACCACAUCAAAGGCUAAGGCAUUCGAAAGGUCUAGACGUGUUAUACUUCAAGUUCUCCGAUAAGGUGGUUCAACAUCGAGUGACGAGAGCAGAAUUAUCUCUUUGGGUUUGGGGUACCAAUCAAGAUAGUGACGAACCGAGCGACUCGGUUAAACAGGAUAAUAUAGAAACGCAUCACGAAUGUCCUAUGACAAUCACACUUCAAAGGAUUCUUCGUGGUGGUACAGAAUCAGGUGGCCCAUUAUUGGGACCAUCGUUAACAACGAAACAUUCUCGACCGAUUGGUCGCAGAGGUGCUUGGGUGACAAUUGAAUUAAGAAGAAUGGUGGCUGAAUGGUUCAAGCAUCCUAGAGAUAACUUUGGUGUCGCAUUAAAAAUCUCGGGUCCUGGUGGGAAUCAUCGUAGGAAUUCGAGACUCGUCGAGACGAAUCCUGGUGCUGAAUUUGCCCCCUAUCUCGAAGUGCAGACACAAGAAUUGGACACGAGAAGAGGUGGUAGGAUUAAAAGAAACGUCGGUCUUAAUUGCGACGAGGCAAGCCAAGAAACGAGGUGCUGUCGGUACAAGCUAACCGUGGAUUUCGAGAAAUUUGGCUGGGAUUGGAUAAUCGCGCCUAAAAAAUACGACGCGAAUUAUUGUUCGGGUGAUUGUCCAAUGGCAUUUCUUCCAGCCUAUCCGAACACUCAUAUAGUUAGCUUGGCGGAACCACCAAAUAACACGGGACCAUGUUGUGCUCCGAGGAAACUUUCGGAGAUCACGAUGCUGUAUUUUGACAACGAAUAUCAGAUCGUUUUCUCGCGGUUACCAGGCAUGGUCGUUGAACGAUGCGGAUGUUCAUAGUCCCAUUACUUCCAUUUUGGAAUAGCGAAAAGGACAAAGAGACAUGCGUCGUUGGUGAAUCCUCGAGAAAAGAAAAAAAUAAAAAAAAAAACAAAAAUAAACAAACACAGAAAAAAAUAAUAAUAAUAAAAAAAAUCGUUCAUCUGAUAGACUGAAAGUGCCUUGUUCGGAAUUGUUAGGUGCCGCGUGCUUGAACGUUUAUGCGAAUAAAAUGGCGACCAAGAGAGAGAGGAAUGGGGAAAAAAAAAACACGAGAAAAAGGAUAUAAAUGCUUGAUAAUAGUAAUAAAAGAUGUCGGAAAAAGAGAAAAGUUCGAGCGGGCAUUUCGAUGGUGAUUCACGGCAAGGCGAAUAGUUCCUAGAGUCACGGUAUUAUUUUUAAGGCGUUAAUGCGUUUUCUCCUAAUACAGGAGAACGACUCUUUAUAAAGCGUUUUGGUUUCUUCCCCGUCACGUAUACCCUAUAUACUCCUUCUAUUAUUUUUAGUUUAACUUCUUCUUUCCUUCGUUUCGGUCUAAGAGACAUGUUAACGAUGAACUUCGAACAUAUAGAUCCCGUCCUUUUUGUUUUUCAAUUAUUACAAUUUCUCUCUCUCUCUUUUUCUCUAUCUUGUCAAUUGUACUGUUAGCAAUUAGCAAUACUAUAGUGUUCGCUACUGUAACAAAAAUCAUGAGAUCGUUCAUUUUACAUUUAUGAUAAUGGUUAUUGUUGAUUGAUGAGGACGUACUGACCAGAAAAGAUCUCGGUGUACAGUGAAAUAACUCUUUGAUUAUUUUUAAACAUUCUCUUUUUCUUUCUCCAAUUUUCUUCAUCUUUUUUUUAAUCUUUCUCCUGUCCGUUCGUAUUUGUUUUCCUUUUCUUUCCUUUUUUUCUUUUUUAUUCUAUUUUUAAAUCAAUAGUACGAAUGAUUGUGAGAUAAUGCGUAUGAACCGUGAAUGUGUACAUAAAGUAAUCCAAGCAAGUGUGGCAUUACCAUUUAUCAAAUUUCUCGAUUAAAAUCGAGGAAUUCGUAGAGGAGCGAAUUAAUUAACGAAACUCCGUCUCUUUUUUAACGUGAAUAUCUAAUAGGGUAAGUUGUAGAUAAAAAGUGUAACUGACCCAGGCAUUUGUCUCUUUUAUUAAACUGUACCGUACAAUAUCGAAGGCUUCCUUCCUGCGCCAUUUUCAUCAUAAUUCGCGAAUACGAUUUAACGUAAUAAUCGUUAAAAAUUUUUGAUACACAUGAAUUUCAUUCUACCAUUCUUUUACCCUUUUUCUCUAUCCCAUUCUCUUCCUAUCUUUCUAUCUCCUUGUUCAUAUUUUUUCACUCUCUACAGCUUCGAAUUUUCCAAGUUAUGUGCACCGUAGUGAACUUUUUGUAUAAUAGAAUAGGUAAUUAACAUGUGCACCGCCUCAAAAUUUACAACGAAUUAUGCGAUAAAAGUGUAUAAAAAUAUAUUAGAUGUACAAAUAUGAAUAAUCCAUAUUUUUUAUCAGUAAUUACAACAAAUUAAUAUUGUCUUUAUUAUUUUCCUUUUUACGGUUUCAAGUCACUUUUCUACAAACAACCCCUUCUUACACAUAACCAACAUUUCUCACAUGUUUUACUAUCUCUCUAAAGUCAACAGCACACCAUGUAAUAACUGUGCCCAUCGUUGCAUAACUUUAGUGAUCCUAUGGAAACUACAAAAUUUAUGUUUAGGUUAAUUGAUUUUCUCGUUCUUUUGCGAUUACAUUUUAUUGACAUAUUGUUCUUGCAAAUGAUAAUUGGUUUAAAACAACUGAAUAUAAUCUUAAAUAAUAUUGAAUUAAGUAGAGUAGAACAUGGCGACUGAUACAAUGCACACAUUUUACAUCAUGUGUCUUUUUCUACUUAAUAAAACGACAUAAACAUUUUUUUUUACAAAAUGAAAUUUACUAAAAAAAUAUAUUUUUUAUAAAAGUUUUUCUUGUAUGAGAAACGAGCAAAUAAAAAUGGAUAUCGAAUGAUAAUACGAAACUAUGAAAAUUUUUGGUAAAUUCUCGGGCAAAGUCUAAUCGUUUUAGAAAUAAAAAUUCUGCUGUACAAUUGGUGGGGAAUAUCAAAAUGUUUAUUUAGUAAGAAUUGUUAAAAUCGAAUGUGGAUUAAUGUCAAUUAUUAAUUGGCGUCAAGACUUGAGAUAAAAAUGUUUAUAUACUAGCAAUGAAAAGCGUCAUGUAAAAUUAUUGCAUAAUAAAAUCAGGUCACACACUGUCUGUUCUUGCCACAAAAGAUAUAAUAAAUCUUAACUGGUAUAUCAUGGAGCAUACAAAA
Polistes canadensis is the source of this 3743-nucleotide messenger RNA. RefSeq names its product growth/differentiation factor 11. Gene Ontology annotation, cellular component: extracellular region. Gene Ontology annotation, molecular function: cytokine activity; growth factor activity. The record is from RefSeq and is a predicted model, not a curated record. Lineage: Eukaryota; Metazoa; Arthropoda; Insecta; Hymenoptera; Vespidae. The transcript is spliced from 3 exons. Gene Ontology annotation, biological process: SMAD protein signal transduction. Bases 267 to 1472 code for a protein of 401 amino acids.